AUGCCGCCGUCCCUCCUACUCCCCGCCUCCGCCGCCGCCUCCUCCUCCUCCUCUGGUAUUAGUAUGGGGAGGCUGUCACCUAGGCCCCUGCUCGUCUGCUUCCCCGCGCGCCGCAGCCGUCUCCAUGCGGAUGUGGGGCUCCGCCUCGCCGCCGCCGGACCCAACGGCGUCAACGGUGCGGCCUCUCCCGGUCCAGAUUCCGGUUCCGGUUCAGGGGGCGCCAACCACCUGCCCAAAAACCGGAGGGAUAUUCUCCUGGAAUACGUAAAAGGCGUCCAGCCAGAGUUUAUGGAGCUUUUCGUCAAAAGAGCCCCAACACAGGUUGUUGAUGCCAUGCGCCAUACAGUGACAAAUAUGAUUGGGACUCUGCCGCCUCAAUUUUUUGCUGUAACCGUCACAACGGUUGCUGAAAAUCUGGCACAGCUUAUGUACAGCGUUUUGAUGACUGGAUACAUGUUCAGGAAUGCACAGUAUCGUCUGGAACUGCAACAGAGCCUGGAGCAGAUUGCUCUUCCUGAACCCAAAGGAGAAAAGGGCUCAGAAGAUUAUGCUCCUGGAACCCAGAAAAAGGUAAGUGGGGAAGUGAUCCGAUGGAACAAGACCACUGGACCAGAAAAGAUUGACGCUGUGAAAUAUAUAGAAUUGCUUGAAGCAGAAAUCGAUGAGCUGAGCCGUCAAGUUGCUAGGAAAUCAUCUCAAGGAAGCAAUGAGCUCCUGGAAUACCUAAAAACCCUAGAACCUCAAAAUCUAAAGGAACUGGCGAGUAGUGCGGGUGAGGACGUCGUGUUUGCAAUGAACGCAUUCAUAAAGCGUCUCUUGGCUGUCUCGGACCCUGCGCAGAUGAAGACGGCGGUUUCGGAGACGAGCGGUGCCCAGCUGGCGAACCUGCUGUUCUGGCUGAUGAUCGUCGGGUACAGCAUGCGCAACAUUGAGGUGCGUUUCGACAUGGAGAGAGUGCUGGGCGCCGCCCCCAAGAUGGGCGGAGAGCUGCCGCCUGGUCCUGGAGACAACACGCAGACACAACUAUAG
Triticum turgidum subsp. durum (durum wheat) is the source of this 1029-nucleotide messenger RNA. Lineage: Eukaryota; Viridiplantae; Streptophyta; Magnoliopsida; Poales; Poaceae. The record is from the annotation of a GenBank genome assembly.